This is a messenger RNA of Penicillium angulare, 1212 nucleotides long. RefSeq lists its product as uncharacterized. The record is from RefSeq and is a predicted model, not a curated record. The coding region runs from base 1 to 1212 and encodes 403 amino acids. Gene Ontology annotation, molecular function: carboxypeptidase activity. The transcript is spliced from 4 exons. NCBI's taxonomy places the organism in Eukaryota, Fungi, Ascomycota, Eurotiomycetes, Eurotiales, Aspergillaceae.
AUGGACGCGAAACGACCAUCAUCUUGGCUUCUCACGCCCCAUCGCGGGAGAAAGCGGAGAGAAAGGCUUAUUCUGUUUUCCGUUACCAUUGUGUCUCUUCUGGUAUACUGGAGAUUCUACAGAAAAGCAUCCCUUGAUUUACUACAACUACUUCUGCCUAUUCUAUCGGGAAAAUAUCUUCGCGAUUCCAGUUUCUUCUACACGUCGAGUCCACACUUCGCAGGCCAGGGCCUCAAACAAGCCCAGUGGACUCUGAAAAAGUGGAAAGAAUUUGGCAUUCCAGACUCUCACAUUGCCUCAUAUGAUGCACAGCUGCCAGCACCGACCGAACAGCAGCGACUCGCUCUCCUUCGUGGUUCGGAAGUACUCUAUGAGGCGCCUUUGAAGGACAACGAUCAUGGAUUUCUUCCCGCCUUCUACAGCUUCGUCUCUAACGCGAACAUCACCGCCUCCUAUGUGUUUGCCAACUUUGGUGCCGACGAGGACUAUGACGAUCUAGUGGAGAAUAAUAUUAGGGUUGCUCAGAACUGGGGUCUCGUCGGUGUUCUCCUGUAUCCUGACCCUCAAAAUGAUUAUCCAAUUACCGAGUUGAACGGUUAUAGCCCAUAUCCCAAAGGACCAGCACGACCCGCAAAGAUGAUUGAGAGAGGCGACAUCGGACCAUUUGUGUCAUAUGCAGAUGCUAUCCCCAUUCUCACUGCCUUAAACGGAUAUGGCCCAUCAGCAUCUGAACUGGGCACGCGAUGGCAGGGUGGAGAACUUGCAAUACACGGUGUGCGCUAUAACGUCGGCCCUUCACCAGAAACAUACCUUCAUAUUGUCACUGAUGCAUACAUUCAAUCUGGUCAAGUACAUAAUGUGAUUGGCAAGAUCCCUAGAGUCCUUGAAAACGAUGGACAGUCAGUGCUUGAUGUUUGGAAUGCGACAGGAACAGGCAUCAUUGGUACCCCAGGUGGUGGAGAUGUAAUUCGAUUCCAAGGUCUCCUGUGUGCAUCGACGAUCGACUUUGGAUUUUCCCAAGGCCUAGGAGACAAUGUGUUCCCUUACCACUCAGGGUUCGACAGUUUUGAGUGGAUAAUUCAAUAUGGAGACCCAGGCUGGGAGUACCAUUUGACCACCACCAAGUUGUGGUUGGUGAUGGCGGCGCAUCUGUCAGAACUGCCCAUCCUCGAUAUGAAGACUACGGACUAUGCCGAUGCCAUAGAAAGGUAG